AUGUCGUCGACAUUUGCUGCUACGCCUUACGCGUUCCAGGAAUCUUGGAUUCGGAAUUCUCUGGAGAUUGCCUUUGCUACCUAUGCUGGCUACAAGGUUAUGGUCGCGCUCUACAACAUCUCUCCCCUCCAUCCCCUGUCCCGUUUCCCCGGACCAAUGCUUGCAGCAGCAGGAUACUUUUACGAGGCAUAUUACGGCUGGAUUUGUGGCGGCAAGUAUACGCAGCAGAUCAAGCGCAUGCACGAGAAGUACGGUCCAAUCGUCCGCAUCAACCCCGACGAGCUGCACUGCAACGACCCUCUCUUCACCGACGAGAUAUAUGCCGGCCCGGGACGAAUCCGAGACAAAUGGUACCACCAGCUCAACACGGGCGGUGCCGGUCCUGUGUCGGCGACUGCCUUCUCGACUGUGCUGCAUGAGGUGCACAAGAUGAAGAAGGCCCCCUACGCACGAUUCUUCUCCCGCCAGCAGAUCGCCAAGCUCGAAGGUGAGGUCCUCGAUGCAGCGCAGCUCGUAACGAACAAGGUGCUAUCCAUCGCGCAAUCCUCGAAGGAGGCCAACAAAAGCCAACACGGCGAGGUCUUCGACGUCAAGGACGCCUUCAACUGCUACACGGCCGAUGUCAUCGGGCAAUAUGCCUUUGGCACAUCCAUGGGCUUCAUUACACAGGAGGGCUGGACGCCCAACUUUGCGACCUGGUACAUCCCGCUCAUGGCGGACCACAUGGGCGAGGAUAUUGCCACUGUCAUGAGGCAGAUGAAUGUCGUCAUUCCGGGGUACAUCCAGGCCGCACUGGACGAUCCGGAGAACCGGCGUGUGUUUGCCGAGGUCCUGCAGAACAAGAGUCUUCCAGAUAGUUACAAGGACAUGUUCCACCUGUCUGGAGAAGGGUUCAAUUUUCUGCUAGCCGGGACAGAGACUACUGCAACUCUUAGCGACACCUCUCCCUCCACGCUAAAAUGGUCCCACCUCGAGAACAAGCCUUACUUCUGGGCCAUCGUGCAAGAAUCGCUGCGCAUCAUGCCGGGCGUCUCGCACCGCUCCGCACGCAUUGCCAGGGAUGAAGAUCUGCACUACAAGAACGCGGCUGGUGACGUCGUUUACCUCGUCCCCCGUGGCACACCAAUCGGGAUGUCCUCGGUGAUCAAUCACAUGGACCCUAAACUGUAUCCGGACCCGGAGGCUUUCAGACCUGAGCGGUGGCUUCUGGACGAUGGAUCUCCAAACUACAAGCUUCAGAAGUAUUUGCUGGCCUUCAGCCGGGGCAGCCGGUCUUGUAUUGGCGAGAAUCUUGCGUACUGCGAGAUCUACAUCAUGGCCGCGCUCAUGGCGUUCCAGGUUAUCCCACGCGCCACGCUGCACGAGCCUGGCGAGCCGGCUGAGCAUUUUAAGUACGAUCACGACAUGAUUGUGCUGCAGACCAAGAACGGUUCCAUUAGCUGCAAAAUAAGCAUCUGCUAA
Messenger RNA from Microdochium trichocladiopsis, 1461 nucleotides. Its product is annotated as cytochrome P450. The transcript is spliced from 5 exons. Gene Ontology annotation, molecular function: monooxygenase activity; oxidoreductase activity, acting on paired donors, with incorporation or reduction of molecular oxygen; iron ion binding. Lineage: Eukaryota; Fungi; Ascomycota; Sordariomycetes; Xylariales; Microdochiaceae. Bases 1 to 1461 code for a protein of 486 amino acids. The record is from RefSeq and is a predicted model, not a curated record.